This is a messenger RNA of Amoebophrya sp. A120, 5972 nucleotides long. NCBI's taxonomy places the organism in Eukaryota, Dinophyceae, Syndiniales, Amoebophryaceae. The record is from the annotation of a GenBank genome assembly.
AGGAACACUUGAUUUACCUACUACUAGAUAUUCACAACGUCAAUCAACAUUUUCGUACAAAAAUGUGAUGUAAUGUUUUUCGUGUAGCAAGCUGUAGCUGCAACCAACUUUUAAGUUAUCUUUUUCCUAGAGGAAUAUCAUAAGUUUGUCAUAUCUAUGUAUGAUUAGCGUGGUAAACUCAUAUCCAGGUGCUAAUCAUGUUUUUAAGAGACCUCUAGUUUCUGUUUGUAUUUGAUGCCGAUUCUCAGCCCCGACGCGUAUGAGCGUGCACACGAGUGGGGCAAUCCUGAUGCUGCCAAUUAUAGAAGUGCCGGCUACAGACACAGAGGAAGUUCCUCGUGUUGUUCUUGCCGACGUCGGCGGAGACGGCGCACCUGGAUCGUCAACACAAAUUUCUUUCCUCCAAGCGACCACAACGCACCACCGCCGAUAUUGCAGUCGCUAGAUGGAGGUGGACGAGCGCCGUCUGUUAAUUAUAGUCCGGGACUCCUGGCUAGAAGAACAACAACCGCAAGACGAGCACCUUUGGUCACGCCCUCGACGUCUGCGCAGCAAGCCCCGGCGGUGACCAUCACCCGAGUGGGUAACGACCACGAUGGCAGCAGCAGCUCUUGCAGUUGGACAGGAGGAGCUCCUGUGGGUACAGCGGGUACAAUAACACCUCAGAAGAUACAUAACCGUACCAACGAAACUACACGGCUUGUUACGUCGGCACGACCAGCAUCUUCUUCACAGGGCACCAGGGAAGAUUACCAACAUCUUCAUGAUUCUGGGGAACAAGAAAACGGUAUUAAUAGCAGCACCAUUCGGCUUCCAGCAUCAUCACCUCUGGACGAGGGGAUCAGACAAAUCGACACCAGCACCAGAAUAAAACCAUCACCGCAGCUAAGUUCGACAUCUAGUCCCUCGAGUAGGAGUAGAGGAGCGAAAGCCAGCGAAGGACAACAUCAAAAGGAGGACAGAACAUCAUCAUUAAAGAACCGCACUCGUUUUCUGAAAGCCCUGGCGCAGACCUCGAAGACCUUCGUUUCGGUUCUUCUUAUCUGUGUGCCCUUCGUCACCGCCUAUUUGUGCGGGUGGGAAGAUGGUCUGGGCCAGUCCGGAAUCAACAUGCUGUGCUGGGCGGUGGUUGCGACGUUGUGGUGGAACGCCGGGACAACGAGCCGCUUGGAGCAGCAAAUGUCCUUUCUCGUCGUGGCGCUGCUGGCCUCCCUGGUCGUCACUUUUAUCGGGUAUUUGUACGCGUUCUUCAUUCUCGCGACCGUCCCCAACGUGGACAACUCGGACAGUUUCCGCAUCCACGUCAUCGUCUUUUUUUGCGCGUUUCCGCCCUUCUUGUGCCUCCUGGAGUUUCUGAACCAGUACUACUUCAACUACUACGGGUUCAAGUCCAUUGUCGUCAUGGCGAUGUCCACACUGAUCGGGCAGUUGGUGGCGGGGAUGAUGAACUACAAUUUAUCCGACGCGGCGAAGUACAAUGCCGCGGUGCGGCAGAACAAGAUGGUCGAGGAUAUCCUCGUGGAAUUAGGUUCGGAAACCACAGCCACGGGGAUUUUCCUCACGGAAAAGUACUCCGUCGACGAAACCGCCGUCCUUCCGGUGCACACGCAGAACAUCUACCUGCUAGUUGCCCGCCGGGCCGGCGGCAUGGCGAUCGGGGUCAUCGUUGCGGUUUUGGUGGCGUUGUUUCUGCCGCUGCUGUUUCCCACAUACCUGAAAGCGAAGCGGGCGAAGGUGGAAAUUUUCGACAACACAAGGCAGAUCGUGUUUGACAGCUUUGAGAUGCUGUUGUGCCAGUUGCGAGCCUAUGUCGAGGACCAAGAGUACAGGAGAAGAAUUGUCAUGGCCAUCGAGGGGAAAGGGGAGCGAGUUUUGAUGUCGCCGAAGGGUCGUGGAGCCGCAUACGGUCGCGCGGCGGGAUGUUCCUCGUCCGGUGGAAUUGCAACUUCCGUACAAGCUGGAGCAAUUAUACAAGGAAACAACGUAAAAAUAUUGACUGGUGGACGAACUAUGCACACUGGGCAGCGCCACCAAAGUGAAGGAACAUCAAGAGCUCUACCCUACUACGGAUAUAAUUGCGCCACAACAUCUCCCGGCACCGGCAGUGCGAGCACUUCGAACAAUUUGUUGAUGAGUCCCUCCCCUCCGCCGGGUUUGGUGUAUCAACAGGCUCUGAAUUCCAGGUUCGAGGCCGCCCGGAGCAGGGCAAGCAACGUCGACGCGGAUUAUAUUGUCCACAGAACAUCACCAGCUGCGCCGUUCGAGUUGGUGUUUUCUUCCGAAGAGGAGGCGGGUCAGAGGACUGCUCUGUUUGCGGAUCACAGCAAUCAUGGCACCAGCGGAACAUCAUCGAUUUUUGACGCCAGAACUAGUACCAGCCACAAUGCAACUGCAGCAGCUCUUCACGCGAGUGCGGGCCGCGCUGAAGAAGAUCCGAACCUCGUAUCUACUUUGAACAGUACAGGACUUCGAACGGAGGUCGCUAGAAGUACACGAAAUACUAAAACGACAUCUGCUCUGAUGAAAACAGCAGGAGUAGAUGAACAAUCUGUUCGCGGCUUCGACGACCUGGAGACUACGAGCACACAAAAAUCUGGAAAUUAUCCCGGAACAUCAAAACGUGGUGGGCUCUUUCUGUCGAACAAAAGCUCCGCUCCCCUCGCUAGUAGUACAGCUACCCUGCUAGAGGUGCCGUCAGGUGUACUACAUCAUGCCCAUCAUCAUCAUCGUUAUCAUCAUCAUCACCAACACCCUCACCAUUACCCCAGCCACCAGUUCCUGCCUCUCCAAACCUUCCGGCACACCGUGCGAAAGGUGAUUUGGUGCCGUCGCGUGUUGCUCUCCCUAAACUGGGAGUGGUCCACGGUGAAGCGGUAUGCAUUGCAAAACCAAAAGUAUCGUACUAGUAUGAAUUGCAAUACAAAGUUCCUCAGCAUGAGAAAUAAAAUUUGUAAUGCGGAUUCAACUUGAGAAAGAAACUUGUAAUGCAUGUAUGGGAUUACUACGAGUGCGAUACUUUUGCACAGGAUAAGCGGAAGUGCAAGGACCUGCACGCGACAUCCAUGGAGCGAAUCUUCGACACGCGCUCGGCCUGGAAGGACUGCGUCCAGCUGCGCCAGCUGCUCAGCGGCGUCCUGCAGUACCUGUUUCCGAUGAUCCGCCCCGUGGCGGAGACCAAAUUGGUGUUUUCCACGCUCGACCAGUGGGCGGAACUGGUGACGGGGAGAGCGCGCGAGUUGUACGGGCGAACCGCGCGGGCCUCGGACUUGAAAGAAGCGUUACCGGUGCCCAUGCGCGACAUGGUGGUGGUGAUCGACAAGAUUCAGAAGUCCCUGGCCGCGUUGAUGGUGUUCGACAUGCAGGUAUGCAAUGUAAAUUUCCCGUACAUGUACAAAAUGCAUGACAAAUUUCGCUAACUUGCAGUGUCUAACUUGUCAUGCUAGACUAGGACGGAAGGCAAGUUUUGUCAUGCAGAGAUGAUGAUGCAGAGACUGCAUUUGUACGUGUACGGGAAAUUUACUGUGGAUAGCAGGAAAUGCUGUUGAAAGGGGGUGGCUGGCCGAUCAAGGAGAUAGACAGUAGUUGUUCGAGUCGUGGUGCAACAGCCCUGGGGGUGGCACAGAAAAAUAUUGAGGCACAGACUGGCACCAGAUGCAAUCUCCCCUACAAGAACUCUGUGGACCAACACGAGGACCCCGGCGCAGGACCAAAUCCACCUCUUACGCAGGUUGACGCUGAAGCAAAGCAAGAAAGGGAACCGCUUUUAUUCGUGCACGAGAAUACGAACAGAAGUUCAACUUCUAGAGGUCGUCGUGUGACUGUUGACGACGGCCGCGCGCGAGGGGUUCGAAGCCGGGUGGUGGAGCGGAGAAUCUUGGAUGCGCUGAAUGCACCAUACGACAAAUUUUUCACGGGACCAUACGACAAAUUCAGCGGCUCGGUCUUGGAACAACAACAUUUACAGUAUCAAGGUGAGGACCAAACAAGCGGGGAAGAAGUGAUCGACGAGACUGUUCUUGCGUAUUUUUUCGUGGUGUGGCACAACCUGGAUGUGGUUUGCGAAGCCUUGGCCGAAUUGUCGCAACUUUUGGCGGACUGGCGCGAGAACUACCUCCCCCUCGUCAUCGCGCGGGACGAGCAGAGGCAGAAUCUAAGGAAUGCAGGAAAUAUUGUGGGCUUUUCUGCGAGUUUAUUGUUGGAAGAAGCUGCUGCUGGUGCGUCGACCACGAGAACGACAUCGGCUUCGAGUGUCGCUGCAGCGCUUGAUGGGAAGAACAAAAGGACUCUAUCCGACGACCGGGCUUCGACAGUUUCUGACGACUAUGACUCUUGUGCCUGCCCGUUCGCAGCUAGUGAAUUAAAUGCUGGCGGUGGUCAGCAGGAGGAGAAAAAACAAGUGCAAGAAGGUGUUGCACUGCAAGCAAAUAAUCUUGAAGAAGAUAAGCUCGCCGGGGGCUCCACCGCGACGAAAGGCCGGCUCUUAACGGGCAGUGAUUUCUACUGGGCGAAAAACAGCGACAGUGUGCACAGCACGACCACAGGAAGAAGUACAUCCGCAACCGUCAAGAUGCUGCACGACGAGCAGCAGGAUGAGUAUAAUGCCGCUUUGUCGACGAAAACGCUGCUGAGGAAUUUGAAGGCGAAAUCGACCAUGCGGGGGCUGGGAAAAUUACUCGCUCAGAGGGAUCAUGACUUCCACGCGCAAGUCCGAAAAUCGUUCAGGGAAAGGCAGACCACCACUAAGGACGCGCAUCUGUGGCACGGAGGAGCCUCCAGAUCAAGCGGGAGGGGCCUUGAGGACAGCGACAGUGGACAACUCCAGACGAGCCACACUUUCGGUGGGCUCACGAGUUGGGAAGCGGCGAGACACUUUGACAUGCCGGAGGACGACAGUGGGCCGCCACGUGCUGAAGAAUAUGGGACCAGUGCUAUUCUACUUGACCAGCACAAGGAGAAGUCGGACACCACCACUAUGAAUCGCCUGCAGCGCCGGCUAGCGGAACUAAAAGCUACGCCUUCAAGAACGGUUGGAGGAGCUGGAAUGUUGAGUGCAGCCUCGGCGUCAAGUAGGAAAGGUUUGUCGGAGGACCUUUUUGGAAGUACUUCUAGUGAGGUUGUUCUUGUUGACCCCGAGGACCAUGGAGGUCCGGCUAGCAGGGACAAUAAUAAAGAAGUCGGAGCGGCGGCACAAGAGCAAUUUUUAUCUUCUGGUACAACGACGCUACGACGGAAAGAGCCGCUUUCUGCAUCCUCACCGAGUUUCUUCGAGAAAACCGCGGAGAGGACGACCACGGCAAGUCCCUUAAGUCAACACGGCGCCAGCUCUUCCCCGCAUGUGACCUUCAGCAUCCCCUCCCCGUUGCUCCUGCACAAAACAGAAAAUCAUGGAAAGGCGGCACAAAGCGACCCACGACCACCUGCAAAAAUUGUUCCGACUAGUAGCGAGGAGUUCUACACAGCAAAUCAUGAAGACACCCAGCACGAGUUCUUGGACCCCGCGGCAUCGUCGCCCGACCCACAUCACGGUCAACAACAAUAUCGUCCAGGAAGGUCUAUGCCAAACAAGGUCGAAUACAGUUGGGAAUUUACGCACUUCCUCGGCUCCAUGUCCUAUCUGCAUGAGGAGUGGACGCUGUUCACCUUACAUUUGACGCAGUUGUUGCUGCCGCGAGACUGGGAAACCGUUCGGGAUGUGAAGCUGCGACUCGAGAAGUGCCGGGUCAUAACGUCUUCUUCCGCGUGAUUCGAAGGCGUGUGGGCAUGUUCAUUGGCGGUUUCUCUUCCCUGAUCACACAGGAACGCCUAGCUUCCACUUGGUACUAGAAAACAAGGCGAACCACUAGUAAGUACAACGACUGACUACGACCCUGUUGCGGGCCUCAAAGAAAUUGUUCCAAAAACCAGCCGUAAGUACCUCAACAUCAAUCCAAUGCGACAAUUGAUUCAUCAAGCACGAAAACUCAUCGACAAAU